Molecule: messenger RNA, 1350 nt
Organism: Malassezia vespertilionis
Lineage: Eukaryota; Fungi; Basidiomycota; Malasseziomycetes; Malasseziales; Malasseziaceae
Gene: GDI1
Product: Rab GDP dissociation inhibitor alpha
Exons: 4
Coding region: 1-1350 (449 amino acids)
Biological process (GO): small GTPase-mediated signal transduction; vesicle-mediated transport; protein transport
Cellular component (GO): cytoplasm
Molecular function (GO): Rab GDP-dissociation inhibitor activity
Source: RefSeq, a predicted model, not a curated record
AUGGACGAAACAUACGACGCAAUCAUUUUGGGUACGGGCAUCACGGAGUGUGUUCUUUCCGCUCUUUUGUCUGUGGACGGCAAAAAGGUCUUGCACAUUGACAGGAACGAUUACUACGGUGCCGAGUGUGCUUCGCUUUCGCUUUCGCAGCUGUACAACAAGUUCCGCCCCGGCGAGGAAGUACCGAAGGAUAUGGGCCGCGAUCGUGACUGGGCAAUUGAUAUGAUUCCUAAGUUCAUGAUGGCGAACGGCGAGAUUGUCAAUAUGCUCGUGCACACCGAUGUGACGCGCUACUUGGAGUUCAAGCAGAUUGCUGCUAGCUACGUGUACCGCGACAAGCGCAUUGCGAAGGUCCCUAGUACAGAGAUGGAGGCAGUGCGCUCCCCGCUGAUGGGUCUGUUUGAGAAGCGCCGCGCUAAGCGCUUUUUUGAGUUUUGCCAAAACUGGCGCGACGACGAUCCCAAGACGCACCAAGGCAUUGACUUGGAUGGAUGGCCCAUGGACAAGGUUUUUGCGCAUUUUGGUCUUGAGCCGGGCACGCGCGACUUUAUUGGCCAUGCUAUGGCGCUGCACUUGGACGACGCGUACAUGCAGACUCCCGCGCGCGAGACUCUCGAGCGCAUCAUGCUGUACACUUCUUCCAUGGCGCGCUACGGCAAGUCGCCUUACAUUUACCCUAUGUACGGUCUUGGCGAGCUGCCCCAAGGCUUUGCGCGCCUAGCUGCUAUCCACGGCGGAACAUACAUGCUUGACAAACCAGUGGAUGAAAUUGUUGUGGACGACAAGGCCACAUUUGUUGGCGUACGCAGCGGUGGAGAGACUGUCAAGGCACCCAUGGUUGUUGGCGACCCGAGCUACUUCCGCAAGGUCGGCAGCAAGCCGCUCGUUCGCGAGACGGGCAAGGUAGUGCGUGCAAUUUGCAUUCUCAAGCACCCCAUUCCCAACACAGACAACUCUGACAGUGUCCAGCUGAUCAUCCCACAGAACCAAGUUGGCCGCAAGCACGACAUCUAUAUCGCCGAGGUCUCGACGACCCACGCCGUGUGCCCGGCCGGCUACUAUCUCGCUCAGGUGUCUACAGUGGUCGAGACCGACAAGCCGGAGCUUGAGCUCCGUGCCGGUCUCGACUUGCUAGGUCCGAUCCAUGAAAAAUUCGUUACCAUCACAGAUCUCGAGGAGCCGCUCGACUCUGGCAAAGAGAACAAGAUUUUCAUCACGCGGUCGUACGAUCCCACUUCCCACUUUGAAACGGUUGUGGAAGACAUUCACAAUGUCUGGCGCCGCAUCACUGGCAAUCCACUCGUGCUCAAACAGCCGCAAGAUUCCGAAGGUGCACACGUCGCCGCAUGA